This is a messenger RNA of Vitis riparia (riverbank grape), 2048 nucleotides long. RefSeq names its product probable acyl-activating enzyme 5, peroxisomal. Lineage: Eukaryota; Viridiplantae; Streptophyta; Magnoliopsida; Vitales; Vitaceae. The transcript has a single exon. The coding region runs from base 106 to 1755 and encodes 549 amino acids. The record is from RefSeq and is a predicted model, not a curated record.
ACCCAGAGGCCACCCCCUCCGGUUUUCCACUUUAACCGGCCAGAGACCCAUUCCUUAUCACUUUUAAAUUUCAUAGCCAACCUCAAGCGAGAAGACUCAGGAAACAUGGAAGAACUGAAGCCAAGGCCUGCAAAUUCAUCACCUCUCACCACUUUAAGCUUCCUCGACAGAGCUGCUACUGUUUAUGGCGAUUGCCCUUCUGUUGUAUAUAACUCCACCACCUACACCUGGUCUCAAACCCACCAUCGAUGCCUCCAAGUGGCCUCUUCCAUCAAAUCUCUCGGCAUCGGCAGGGGCCAGGUGGUGUCAGUAGUGGCCCCCAACAUCCCCGCCAUGUACGAGCUCCACUUCGCUGUACCCAUGGCCGGCGCCGUCCUCAACACCAUCAACACCCGCCUCGACGCCAAAACUGUUUCCGUGCUACUCCGCCACAGCGAAUCAAAGCUCAUCUUCGUUGACUACCAGUCUCGCCCUCUCAUCCUUCAAUCCCUUUCCUUAUUCCCUCCUAGCUCUCAACGCCCCCUUCUCGUUCUCAUCACCGAUGAUGAGGACUCGCCACCCUCCACCGUUGAUUUCCUCUGCACUUACGAGGAUAUGGUCGGGAGGGGCGAUCCUGAGUUCAAGUGGAUACGACCGGAGAGUGAGUGGAACCCCAUGAUUCUCAAUUACACAUCUGGAACGACGUCGUCUCCAAAGGGCGUGGUCCACUGCCACAGGGGAAUCUUCAUCGUCACCGUUGAUUCUCUGAUCGAUUGGUGUGUGCCGAAGCAGCCUGUGUACCUGUGGACCCUGCCCAUGUUCCACGCGAAUGGUUGGAGCUUCCCCUGGGGAAUGGCCGCAGUGGGCGGUACCAACGUCUGUCUGCGCAAAUUCGACGCUCGUGUCAUCUACGAGGCGAUCAGAGUCCACCGCGUGACCCACAUGUGCGGCGCACCAGUCGUUCUCAACAUGCUCUCCAACUGGCCUGGCACCGAACCGCUCAAGAACCCGGUUCAGAUCCUCACCGCCGGAGCUCCUCCCCCGGCCGCCAUACUGCUCCGGACCGAGUCUCGAGGUUUUAUUGUGAGUCAUGGGUAUGGAUUGACCGAAACAGGGGGGUUGGUGGUGUCAUGCGUGUGGAAGCAGAAGUGGAACCGAUUGCCAGCGACGGAGAGGGCGAGGUUGAAGUCGAGGCAAGGGGUGAGGACCGUUGGGAUGACAGAGGUGGACGUGUUGGACCCCGAGUCCGGACUCAGCGUGAAGAGAGACGGGUCUUCACUCGGCGAAAUCGUGCUGCGAGGUGGGUGCAUCAUGUUGGGUUACCUGAAAGACCCAAAGGGAACCUCCAAGUCCCUGACCGAUGAUGGGUGGUUCUUCACCGGAGACGUCGGAGUGAUGCACUCAGACGGGUACUUAGAGAUCAAGGACCGAUCCAAGGACGUGAUCAUCAGCGGCGGCGAGAACUUGAGCAGCGUGGAGGUUGAGUCGGUGCUCUACACCCACCCAGCGGUGAACGAGGCGGCAGUGGUGGCUCGCCCCGACGAUUUCUGGGGCGAGACCCCAUGCGCCUUUGUGAGCUUAAAGCCAGAGCGGACGGAGCAGCCUACGGAGAAAGAAAUCAUGGAAUACUGUAGGGCUAGGAUGCCGCACUACAUGGUGCCAAAGACAGUGGUGUUCGAGGAAGAGCUGCCUAAGACUUCAACGGGGAAGAUUCAGAAAUUUGUGCUGAGAGCAACUGCCAAAGCUAUGGGUUCGUCCCGAGUGAGUCGCAUGUAGUGGAGAUUUGGAAGCUGAGUUAACUCGGCCCUAGGUGGAGCUAGCUUAUCUGAUCUUAUUUUAUCAUAUGUUCACUGACAAGGGCAACUAAAUGGAAUCUUUUGAGAAAUUUGUGCUGAGAGAAACUGCCCAAGCUAUGGGUUCGUCCCGAGUGAGUCGCAUGUAGUGGAGAUUUGGAAGUGAGUUAACUCGGCCCUAGGUGGAGUUGACAAGUUAGCUUAUCUCGUCUUAUUUUAUCAUAUGUUUUGCCGACAAGGGCAAAUAAAUGGAAUAUUUGACCUUUUACGGCUCAA